AUGGUUCGAAAGGAUCCCAUUUUUGAAGCUCGGACGAAUGUGAAGCUACACUCUAAUCGGCUUAAGAAGGAGGCCGCUCGUGCCGAAUCGACAUUCAAAUCCGAGAAGGCAAAAGCCGACAAGGCCAUGAAAAAUCGCGAAUUUCAGAUUGCUCGUAUCCACGCUGCCUCAGCUGUACGUGAGAAGCGAAGACAAGUGACACUUAGAGCAGAAGCAGCCCGCGCCGAUGUUAUCAUCAACGAACUCAAAGCAGCGCAGAGUACUCGUGACACAUCGCGUACUCUUGCGCUGGCAUCACGAGGCUUGGAUGCUGCAUCAAAAAGUGUGAAUCUCGAAACUUUGGUCUCCCACGCAAAUAACUUUUUGGCACGCUCGGAAGAUUUCAAGAUCGCAAGCGGCGCGAUUGAGGACGUUGCACAAGGGGUCUCCAUGCAGGAGUACGGUGCGGAAGGCGAGGCGGAAGUUGAUCGUCUUAUGGAGCAACUUGCCGAUGAUGCGGGCGUGGAUAUGCGUAUGGCCUUAGAAGCCGAUACGGCACCAAAAGAGGAUGUCAAGGAGCAGAAACAAGCCGAUAGCGAACUCGAGGACGGCUUAGGAGCGCGGCUUCGAGCCCUGAGGGCUGCCAGCUAA
Molecule: messenger RNA, 630 nt
Organism: Aspergillus tanneri
Lineage: Eukaryota; Fungi; Ascomycota; Eurotiomycetes; Eurotiales; Aspergillaceae
Gene: DID2
Product: putative SNF7 family protein Fti1/Did2
Exons: 2
Coding region: 1-630 (209 amino acids)
Biological process (GO): protein transport; endosome transport via multivesicular body sorting pathway; late endosome to vacuole transport
Cellular component (GO): multivesicular body; ESCRT III complex
Source: RefSeq, a predicted model, not a curated record